UCAUCGUCUUUUUCAAAAAUCUUCCGUUAGGGUUUUCAACACGAUAUGAAGCUCGCAUGGCUGAGGUCUCUCGAAACUUCUCAUCACGAUUGCGUCUGGGCUUGUACAUGGCUUCCUGCCACAGAUAAAAGCUCCGGCCUUCUCCUCACCGGAUCCCUUGACGAGACGGUGAAGCUAUGGAAUCCCGACGACCUAUCGCUUGUCCGUACAAACACCGGACAUUGCCUCGGCGUCGUUUCCGUCGCUGCUCAUCCUUCCGGAAAAAUUGCUGCAUCCGCUUCUAUGGAUAGCUUUGUUCGUGUCUUUGAUGUUGAAUCUAACAACACCAUUGCUACUCUCGAGGCUCCUCCUUCUGAAGUCUGGCAAAUGCAAUUCGAUCCGAGGGGUACAACUCUUGCUGUUGCUGGAGGCAGCAGUGCGUCGGUCAAACUUUGGGAUACAGCUGAAUGGAAACUGAUUGCAGCUUUAUCUAUUCCUCGUCCCGAGGGCUCAAAGCCAUCUGACAAAGGCAACAACAAGAAGUUUGUCCUUUCGGUUGCAUGGAGCCCAAGCGGAAGACAGUUGGCAUGUGGGUCCAUGGACGGUUCCAUUUCCGUUUUCGACGUACAACGAGCAAAAUUCCUUCACCAUCUUGAAGGUCACACAAUGCCCGUUCGUUCUCUUGCGUAUUCACCUCUAGACCCCCGAGUUCUGGUUUCAGGGUCAGAUGAUGAACGCAUUCACAUGUAUGAUGCUGAAGGAAAGACGCUAUGUUCAUCAAUGUCGGGCCAUUCUAGCUGGGUGUUGAGCGUGGACGUGAGCCCAGAUGGUGCAGCCAUUGCAUCGGGGUCUAGUGAUAGGACAGUGAAGUUAUGGGACCCGAAAAUGAGGGCGGCGGUUCAGACGAUGACUAACCAUACUGACCAGGUUUGGGGGGUGAAGUUUGAAGGUGGAGCUAGGGGGAGUCUGCUUGCAAGUGUAUCAGAUGAUAAAAGCAUCUCGUUAUAUAAUUAUUCUUAAAUAAACUGCGAGGGAUAUUAUUCAUUUUACUUUUCCAUUUGGUUUCAUAAUUGUACUUUUUGUAAACCAUUUGAAGUAUUUAUAAUCAGAUUAUCUGUAGUUUAAAGCUAA
This is a messenger RNA of Cynara cardunculus var. scolymus (artichoke), 1110 nucleotides long. RefSeq names its product WD repeat-containing protein VIP3. Bases 46 to 999 code for a protein of 317 amino acids. Gene Ontology annotation, molecular function: protein binding. Lineage: Eukaryota; Viridiplantae; Streptophyta; Magnoliopsida; Asterales; Asteraceae. The record is from RefSeq and is a predicted model, not a curated record. The transcript has 2 exons. Gene Ontology annotation, cellular component: Cdc73/Paf1 complex.